AUGUUUUAUGCACAUUUUGUACUUGCCAAAAAAGGGCCUCUGGCUCGAAUUUGGCUUGCUGCCCAUUGGGAUAAGAAGUUGACUAAAGCCCAUGUUUUUGAAACUAACAUUGAAAAAUCAGUUGAUGGCAUCCUUCAACCUAAGGUUAAGAUGGCUCUCCGAACAUCAGGACAUUUGCUUUUGGGUGUUGUUCGGAUUUAUUCACGAAAAGCGAAAUAUCUACUGGCAGACUGUAAUGAAGCUUUUGUUAAAAUUAAAAUGGCUUUUCGACCUGGAAUGGUUGACUUGCCAGAAGAUAACAGAGAAGCUGCUAUUAAUGCAAUUACCCUUCCCGAAGUUUUUCAUGAUUUUGACACUGCUAUGCCUGAAUUAAAUUAUUUUUGUAGUGAUGUUGACAUCGAAGCCCAAUUUAGUCUUAAUCAGUCAAGAGCGGAAGAGAUAACUAUGCGUGAAGACUAUGGAAACAUGAGUUCACUUGUUGAACAAGAGGAAGGAUUUGGGGAUAUGGGCUUUGGCUCGGACGGUCAUGCAGAUAUUCUGCGGCAUGCUUCCAGACUGGACUCCCUCGAUCAGGCUAAUUUACUCUUCGGGGGAGAUGGGCUUGAUCCACCGGAAAAGGAAAAGGAACCCCAGCCUUCAACCUCAAGUGCCCAACUUGAAAGACCACCUCUGGAUAUUGAUGCUCCCAUAAGAGAUGAUGGUUUUGGUGGAAAUUUAGCUCAUGAUCUAAUGGGAGGUGGCCUAUUUGAAGGAGGACUGUUUGAUGAUGCACCAAUGCAGGUUCCAUCAGACGACCAGCCAUCGGCUGCUUCUGAACAGCCCGUUCCCAUUCCUGAACCUCAAUCAGAUGAUGAUGACGAUGAUAGAUUUGCUGCCCCCAGCCCUGCGGCCCCAAGUUCUGAUGGUGGCUCACGGCCUGCAACUCCUAUUCCACCGCCAGUUGAAAUGGCUCCUCCACCUGUGCCUGAGGUCGAGCCUGUAUUACCUCCACCUCCUACUUCAGAUCAGACAGUUCUUCUCCACAAUGAGGAGGAGUCGUUUGCCUUAGGACCAGUAGAUGCUUCUGCUCUCAGAGGUUCCACAAAAACAAAGAGGAAAAGGAAACUAAUUGUUGAUGAAGUUAAAAAUAUCUCUGGUGAAGAAAUGAAGGCUCAAUUGAGUGACACAAGUGAUAUUGUUACUUCCCUUGAUCUUGCACCACCAACUAAGAGGCUGAUGCAUUGGAAAGAAACUGGAGGCGUUGAAAAACUCUUUGCCCUACCUGGCAGAAAUAUUUCUGCUAGAUGUUUAUUCAAAAUUUACCAACGACAUUUGACUUCCCGUGCAGCUCCUAAUGAUGAUGGUCUUGAUAGUGAAAAGGAUGCCAUGCACCUAGAUCAAGUUCCUGAAGAAAUCGUACCACCACCAAGGAGAGGACGCAAACGAAAGAAUCAAGAAAUGAUUGAGGAACCACACCAUGAAGUUGAUGAGCAGGCGAGGAAGGUGGCGCCACCACCAACACCUCAGACUCCAAUUCAUCCAGCUACACCAGCACCUCCCACUCCUGCCCCUGUUGACAUGGAUACAGCACCACUCUCAGUCGCCCCCCUUUCAGUGGCACCUCUCUCAGUUGCCCCGAUGUCAGUGGCACCCAUCGAUGGGUUGGAUCCUAUGUCAGUACCUCCUCUGUCUGUUGGACCUCCUUUGGACCAGCAGCAUGAAGCACCCAACAUGACACCUUUUAGCAUAGAUUCAUCACUUCCUCACCUUCCGCCAGAGCAGAUGAGCUUAUUAGAAGAAUCAUUACGCCCCGGCCAGACACCCCUCCAUAACAUGGGAUAUGAAGAAGGCGGCGAAGGCUUGAUGGCUAACAUGGGUUAUGAAGAAGGAGCUCCUCCCCCAACGACACCUGGUGCCCUCUCUGAAAAGGGUGCUCCAACACCUUGGAACGAUGAUUAUGAUUUCCCUGUCUCAGUCGGCCCGCCUGAAGAACAAGCGAAUGAUGAGACAUUUGAGCAGUUUGAAGAACGAGUCCUGAAUAAGAGAGCAGCUCACAUGUACAACCUUGUGAGGACGAAGUUCGCUGAUGAGCAGAAUAUAUUCUUUUCUACUCUAGUUGUUCGGAACAAUAGAAAACAGGCUGCCCAGAAGUUUUAUUCCCUUCUCAUGCUGAAGAAAUUCCAGGUAGUAGAGCUUGAACAAGAAUCAUCGUACGCUGACAUCCUGAUAGAAAGGGGAGUCAAUUUCGAUAAUCCAACAUUAUAA
This is a messenger RNA of Nezara viridula (southern green stink bug), 2244 nucleotides long. The record is from the annotation of a GenBank genome assembly. NCBI's taxonomy places the organism in Eukaryota, Metazoa, Arthropoda, Insecta, Hemiptera, Pentatomidae.